Messenger RNA from Dentiscutata erythropus, 299 nucleotides. The record is from the annotation of a GenBank genome assembly. Lineage: Eukaryota; Fungi; Glomeromycota; Glomeromycetes; Diversisporales; Gigasporaceae.
AUAUCACAGAAGAUACACCGCAAUGUUGGGCCAUUUUAAUGCAAAAAUGUUGGCACUCGGUGCCUUUAGAGAGGCCAUCCAUUAAUGAAAUACAUAGUGAAAUAAAUUCUAGCUAUUGGAAUGUAGAUAAAAUUUUUAUAGAAGCCGAAAAUAAGCGAAAAGAAUUACUUAAGUCCGGAAGAUUCAAUGCUAAACUUAUGCAUCCUCAUCAGAAAACCCAUAGCAAAUUAUUAAAUCCUACAAUAGAUUUAAUGCUUUCAAGUCUAUAUCGAAGUUUCAGAUUUUCUACACCAGACUCU